CUCUUCAUAAAUUGCUUAGAUUAAAUUUUAAUUUUAAGAUAAUUUGCGAAAAUGGGCAUUGCAGACAAUGAGAAAAGCGCAAAAGGCGGCCCAUUCGAAAUAAAAGCGCAAAAGACAAGGCAACGCGUCUUCCUAAAACGCCGAUCCGAGCAGCUACCAAACAGCCAUAUGCAAAGCAAUUGGACUCUUUGCACAGAUCUGCAGCGACAGUGGAACCGCCGGCGAUUGCGACGCCUAUUCGCAGCAGACAAGCCGAAGGUCGUGAGGGGAUAUCCAUGUGCCCAUGUGCAUCGAUCCGGUCCGAUGGGCUCCUUUCUUCGAUAUUUUCUGCUGCCCAUUUUUCUGGUCUUGGGCAUCAUCUGCUGCAUCACAUUGUACCAGACCGAGGUGACGAUGUUCGUGCAGCACUACUUCCGCCAAUAUCAGGCCAUUGUCCAUGACAAGCCAAACUACUGCGAUCGCAGCCGAUCGAUGCGCAACAUCUUUGACAAUAUUCACCGCGAUGUGAUCAAUCAAGAUGCGGCGCUCCAACAACUGGAAGAGGCACUGACCAAUCAUGCAGCAUUUCAUUCUAUUGCUCUGGUGGGCACGUCGGGCUUGGGCAAAAGCUUGACGAUGCAACUGCUGUUCUACCAGUAUCCAUGGAAGUUGAACGUGCAGAGAAUUGCUUGGAAUGACUUUGAUCUGAUUGAGGAAGAGGCACGUUAUAAGAAAGUGCUGGGCAUACUUCACAACUUGGCGCACUGCGGUCGCAAUCUGUUAAUUAUUGACAACAUGUCCGUCUGGGAUUUGGAAUAUGUGGCAAUAAUAAACGCUUUGGCGCUGGCCCAGCGUGACGUGGCCAAUGUGGAAAUAAGUGAUCUGGACCUGAAGCAGCUGACAAUUAUCUAUGUGUUCAAUGUGAACGCUAGAAAGCUGCCAGAUGUAUACUAUCGAAAGCGGCUAGAAGUGAUACUGCAGCUGGCGGAUAUGACGGUGAUAACCUAUCGUUCAUUUGACCGCAGCGAUCUGGAGAGAUGUGUGCGACACGAGGCACGAGUGAUAGACCUACACUUGGAGGAGCGUUAUGUUAAAGAAAUUGUCAGCACGUCCAAUGUUCACAUCUCCGGAUGCAAGACGGUGCGUGCCAAGGUUUUGGUCUAUGGGAAACCGAUGUGACAAGACGAUUACUGACACGAAAAAACAAACAUUGACUAAACCAAUUACUGCCAAUAGUGAAUGGGUUCGGCAUUUUCUAUUUAUGUACAUUUAUACUGAUCUCUUUUUUUUUUUUGACGGAGGGUCGGGGUGUUGAAUGAGAAGCAAGACUUUGAGUGUAAUUUGUAGGCAAAAUGAACACUUGCAUAAUGUUAAAUUAAUUCGACAAUAUUUAAACUAUUAUGGUUAAUGGCUAGACAAUGAAACAAAAACAACAGAUUAUAAAUGUAGCUCAUCUUGAUUGACAAAACAAGUUUAUUGAUUUGUUGUGAAUAUUCCCACAUAAUAUUAAAUUGUUGAAAUAAAUGAUUGUCGACUCAA
Drosophila grimshawi is the source of this 1518-nucleotide messenger RNA. RefSeq lists its product as uncharacterized. NCBI's taxonomy places the organism in Eukaryota, Metazoa, Arthropoda, Insecta, Diptera, Drosophilidae. Bases 52 to 1158 code for a protein of 368 amino acids. The record is from RefSeq and is a predicted model, not a curated record. The transcript has a single exon.